AUGCUCUUGGCUGGGCUGUUGGUCUUCCUCUUGCUGGCUGUAGCCCUCCUGAGUCGGCGCCAUGGGGGGCUGGGCUGGAGAAGGGAACCGUGGGAGCUCCCAGGCCCCCCGGUCUUGCCCCUGGUUGGCAACCUGCACCACCUGUUCCACGCUGACCUGCCCGUCCACUUCCUCCAGUUGGCCCAGCGCUAUGGGCCCAUCUACCGCCUCCGAUGCGGGAAGAAAGUCGUGGUGGUGCUGAACAGCUCCGAAUUAAUUCGGGAGGCUUUGAUGCGGAAAUGGUCUGACUUCGCUGGACGCCCUCAAAGCUUUCUGGCGCACUUGAUUUCAAAGGGGGGCAAAGACCUCUCCCUGGGCAACUACACGCCGACGUGGCGCUUGCAACGCAAACUCGCCCACAUUGCCUUCCAGCGUCGCCUGCGGGGAGACAUGGAGCAGAUCGUGCAGGACCAGGCUCGACACCUCUCCAAGGUUUUCCGUAGUUACAAUGGACAACCUGUGGAUGUGGCAGACGAUUUUUCCCUGCAUGCCUGUUCGGUCGUCUCUACCCUGAUAUUUGGGGCUGUGGACAUUUCCACCGUAGAAGGAAUGCAUCACUGCAUGAUCAAGCUGGUUGAAAAGUGGAGCGCUGCUUCCAUCCAAAUUCUUGAUUUCCUUCCCAUCUUCAAGGUCUUCCCCAACCCUACUUUGCGGCACCUGCUGUCUUGUGUCAAAAGCCGGGAUGCCUUGAUCCAAGGCCAGAUGAAGAAACACCAGGAGUCACAUAGCCCUUCAGAGGUCCAGGACAUGUUGGAUGACAUGCUGCAGUUUCUGCGUGACCAUGGCACUGGAAAAUGGGGGGAGACUGGCCUCCUGCUGGAUCAUGUCCACAUGGCCAUUGUUGACCUGCUCAUUGGAGGCACUGAGACCACAGCAACCUUGCUCACCUGGGCUAUCGCCUUCCUGCUGCACCAUCCUGAGAUUCAGGAGCAGAUCCACCAAGAGUUAACCACAGUCAUCGGAUUCCAUCGUGAUCCAACCUAUAGUGAUCAGGAGCAGUUACCUUAUCUCCGGGCCACCAUCUGGGAGACCUUACGCCUGCGCCCCUCAGCACCCCUGGCUUUGCCCCACAUGACCAUCCGCAACACCAGUCUGUCUGGGUUUCCCAUCCCUAAGGGCACAACGGUCAUUCCCAACCUCUAUGGGGCCCACCAUGAUGAGACCAAGUGGCACCGACCGCUGGAGUUUAGGCCAGAGAGAUUCCUGGAGGGUGAAGCCUCUGCUGAUGCCCGACGGCAUCUGGUGCCAUUCAGCUGUGGGGCACGGGUGUGCCUGGGGGAAGCCUUAGCCCGCAUGGAGUCGUUCCUCUUCCUUGCUUACAUCCUGCGAGAUUUCCAACUCUUGCCCUCAUCAGCUGGAUGCCUUCCUGACCUCAAAGGAUCCUUUCGAUUUCUUGUGCAUUGUAAGCCCUUCCUGGUGCGGCUGGUGCCCCGGGUGGGGGCCACAGAACCUGCAAAAUGA
Python bivittatus (Burmese python) is the source of this 1500-nucleotide messenger RNA. It is a transcript of the gene CYP21A2, whose product is annotated as cytochrome P450 family 21 subfamily A member 2. The record is from RefSeq and is a predicted model, not a curated record. Gene Ontology annotation, molecular function: heme binding; iron ion binding; steroid 17-alpha-monooxygenase activity. Gene Ontology annotation, biological process: progesterone metabolic process; hormone biosynthetic process. NCBI's taxonomy places the organism in Eukaryota, Metazoa, Chordata, Lepidosauria, Squamata, Pythonidae.